This is a messenger RNA of Eruca vesicaria subsp. sativa (arugula), 1143 nucleotides long. Lineage: Eukaryota; Viridiplantae; Streptophyta; Magnoliopsida; Brassicales; Brassicaceae. The record is from the annotation of a GenBank genome assembly.
AUGAUGGAUGAUGAUUCUCAUGAAGAAGGAAGAGAAGAACAAGCUCCUCUUCCUUUACCUUCGAUUGGGAAUACUCCGGUCCAAGUAUGUCCUGAAGAGAUCUCUGACUCGGACUCUUUUGAAUCAGAUUCAAUGACAUCCGACGAGACUCAAACAAUCAGUGAUUACCAACAGAAACUGAUCUCGUCAUUCACGGAGAUAGCUGCAGGUCAAACAAUGGAAACAGCCAUCGAGUUCUUAGAGACGACAAGUUGGAACCUUGAAGAAGCCAUUAAUCUCUUUCUAGUCCAGGGUUCGAGGAGGUCCUCUUCUCUGCACCUUCCUUUUCUUUUCCAAGGUUCGUUUGAUGAGGCAAAAUCAACAUCUACCAAAAGGAACCUAUGGUUGCUAGUGAAUCUCCAAUCCAAUAAGGAAGAUGCUUCUCAUUCACUUAACCUAGAUUUAUGGUCAAACAAAGUCGUUUCUCAAGCCAUUGAGUCAAGAAUCAUCUUAUGGCAAGUCUAUGAUGAUACCAUUCAAGGAAAGAAAAUCUCAAAUUUUUACAAGAUUGAGUCAGCUCCUCCCGUGGUGCUCCUCAUCGAUCCCAUCACUGGGUUUAUGCUGCGGUCGUGGAGCGGGGUCAUUGAUGCUCAGAGUUUUGUCAAGGAUUUGAUGAACUAUACGGUUUCUACUCCUCACCAAUACGUUGCUUCAUUGACAAGUAAAACCCAUACUAGUGAUCACAUCGAGACUCCUUCUUCGGGGUCCAAAUUUGAAGAGUCGGAGACUUGUUCUUCAACCAACUAUGAUGAUGUGGUCGAAUCGGUUGAGCCCAAGACUUUACCCACGCAUGAGGAGGAGGAGACAUGUUUAGAGUAUCCAGCCUUGACAGAAGAGCCAAAAGGAGAGUGUGAUAAAAGCCUUGUGUGUAGUCUAUGUGUUCGGUUUCCAGAUGGGAGAAGAAAGCAGAGAAGGUUUCUGAAGAGUGAACCUAUUCAGCUUCUAUGGUCUUUCUGUUAUUCUCAGAUGGUGGAAUCCGACAUGAAGGCGUUUAAGUUGGUACAAGCGAUCCCUGGUGCUUCCAAGACUCUGGAGUAUGGAGCUAAUGCCACGUUCGAACAAUCUGGACUCGCUAACUCGAUUGUUUCAGUUACUUGGGAGUGA